AUGUCAGUGGUACUAAGACUGCUGACCUCGGCAAAGGACGCCGACUCCUCUGCUGGCGGCAAGGGGCGAGACGACAAGGAGACGUCGUGCUCGCUGGUCGGCUUCGUGGAUCCGACCGUCCUACUAGCCCCGGAGGCCGGCGAGGACUUCCAGGCGGUGGCGGCAGCUGUGCAGGCGAGCCCGUCGGUGGUCCUGCUCGACAGCGGCUGCUCACACCACCUGAUGGGGACGAAGGACGCCUUCGUCGACUUGGGGCCGAGCGGCGACGUGAAGCACGUGCGUGGCUUCAAUGGGGCGCUGCAAGACGUCAAGGGCCGGGGCACGGUUGCGCUGCAAGACGGGAGAGAAGCGGGUGCUCAUUCCCGGCGUGCUGUACGUCCCGGCGUGCACGUGAACCUGCUGUCGGCUGGUCAGCUGAAGGAGAACGGUGUGAAGCUGCAGGACGACGGUGACGGGAUGCUGCUCGUCUCGGCGACGGGCGACGUGCUUGGUCGAGCAGCUUAUUCUGGCCGGGUCCUCUGCACCGACUUACGUCCCUGCUCGGCAACGAACGCCGAUGAAGUGGUGGCUCUGCAUGUCAUUGUCUCAGGGACGAAGUCGACGCCGGACAGGCUGCAUGCGACGCUUGAACACGUCGGCAUAGACACCAUCCUGCGCACGGCGAAUCACGAGCUGGCGCGGCACUCCUUCCCCAACCAGAUCUCGAACGCCGACGACGUGCUGGCCGUCGUGCACAUCGACAUGUGCGGGCCAUUCUGGGUGGCUGCCAAGGAAGACAGCCUGUACUUCUUGCUGCUGAAGGACCGCAAGACCCGCUACGUGUGGGUGAGGCCGGUCGUCAACAAGUCGGACGUGCUGCUGGAGUUCCAGAUGGGGCUGGUGCUGGUGGAGCGGCAGACGAAGAAGUCGGUGUUGCAGCUGCGCUCUGACCGAGGAGGGGAGUUCCUCGGCAAGGAGUUCACCGCCUUUGUGGAUGGCACGCGGAUCGUCCACGACCUGACCUGCCCCUACACCCCGCAGCAGAACGGCAUGGCGGAGCGGGAGAUGACGACGGUGGUGGAGCCGAUACGUGCGGACGAUGCUGCUGCACAUGGGCGUGCAGCACCACUGGUGGCACCUCGCUCUGCGGCAGGCUGUCUGGGUCCGCACCUGCCUUGA
Closterium sp. Yama58-4 is the source of this 1158-nucleotide messenger RNA. The record is from the annotation of a GenBank genome assembly. NCBI's taxonomy places the organism in Eukaryota, Viridiplantae, Streptophyta, Zygnematophyceae, Desmidiales, Closteriaceae.